Molecule: messenger RNA, 2524 nt
Organism: Lotus japonicus
Lineage: Eukaryota; Viridiplantae; Streptophyta; Magnoliopsida; Fabales; Fabaceae
Product: glycerophosphodiester phosphodiesterase GDPDL7-like
Exons: 10
Coding region: 97-2379 (760 amino acids)
Biological process (GO): lipid metabolic process
Molecular function (GO): glycerophosphodiester phosphodiesterase activity
Source: RefSeq, a predicted model, not a curated record
UUCACUGUUUCUUCUCCCCUUUCAUCACAUUCCCUUGACAAUUUCAUUGGAAACUUCACAAGGAGUGUCUGUUUCAUCCCUCUAAUAGAUCAGGAUAUGAGUAUGCAUUUUUUGGAAAAGAGCAAGAUGUUAAGAAGCUUGUUUCUUGUUUUCUUGUUGAUCAAUUCAACAUUUGCCCAGAAACCAGCACUUACAAAUCUACCUACAGCUUCACAAAUUCCAGCCCCAGCCAAAAAUUGGACAACACUAAGCGGAAACGAGCCACUAGUAAUAGCCCGUGGCGGGUUCACGGGUCUCUUCCCAGAAGGCAGCCCAGAAGCAAUUGGCAUAUCAAAAGAUAUUAGCAUUUUCCUGUGCAAUCUUCAGUGGACAAAAGAUUCUGGGGCCUUUUGUGUGACAGGUAUUAAACUUGACAAUGCAACAAACAUAGCAAUGUUUGAUCCAAAAGAGAAAACCUACAAUAUCAACGGGAAGGAUGUGCAAGGACACUUUGCGGUGGAUUACACUGGGGCUCAGAUUGACCACAAUGUGUCAAUGAAUCAAGCCAUUUAUUCUCGGCCUAGUUUUUAUGAUGGCAUGUCCCCAGUACUGAAUGUUGAUGCACUACUAAGUGGCAAAUCUCCACCAAGGUUUUGGUUGAAUGUUCAGUAUGAAGCAUUCUACAACCAACGCGGAAUAAAGUUAGUUGACAAUGUUCAAGAACUAUUGAGACUUUAUAAGAUUGACUUUGUAUCAUCUCCAGAGAUUGGUUUCUUAAAGACCAUCAAUGGGAAAGUGAAAAAGGGAACCAAGGUUGUCUUUCAGCUUCUUAACGCUGACGAUGUUGAACCGACAACCAAGCAACCGUAUAGUACCAUCGUGAAGGAUCUCACGAAAAUCAAGUCGUAUGCAUCAGGCAUUGUGGUACCAAAACAAUACAUAUGGCCAGUCAAACCAGAUAAAUACCUAGGACCUCCCACAACACUAGUAUAUGAUGCUCACAAACAAGGACUAGAAGUGUAUGCUUCAGGUUUUGCAAAUGAUUACUUUUCAAGUUAUAAUUAUAACUAUGAUCCUUCAGCUGAGUACCUACAAUUUAUAGAGAAAGGGGAAUCUGUUGAUGGUAUUGUUACCGAUUUCGCUCCAACAGCAUUCAACGCCAUAGCAUGCUUUGUACAGAACAAUACCCUUCCUAGAAAAGGACAAGCUUUGAUCAUAAGCAAUAAUGGAGCAAGUGGUGUUUAUCCGGGUUCCACUGAUCUUGCAUAUCAGCAAGCAAUAGAUGAUGGGGCUGACAUUAUAGAUUGCUCAGUUCAAAUGACAAAAGAUGGAAUUGCAUUCUGCUCAAACUCCAUAGACCUAAUUGGAGAUACCAACGCAAUGACUAUAUUCAUGUCUCGAAGUUCCAAUAUUCCUGAACUUCAACCAAAAGUUGGAAUUUUCUCCUUUGACCUCACAUGGAAUGAGAUCCAGACCUUGCAACCUCAAAUUGUUAGCCCUCAAGGCCAGGACUUCCAGAGAAAUCCUGCAAAAAAGAACAGUGGUAAAUUUGUAACCCUCCUUGACUUUUUGGAGUUGGCCAAGGAAAAGGCAGUUACUGGCAUUUUGGUUGACAUAAAGAAUGCAGCUUACCUCGCAUCGAAGAAAGGCCUUGACAUUGUUGGUAUUGUAAGCACUGCCUUAAGCAACGCCACCUUCGACAAGCAAGUCACACAACAAGUCUUCAUCCAAUCCGAUGAUACCUCGGUGCUCUCCAAGUAUAAAGGUAUCCGAUCAUACAAAAGGGUGCUGGUAGUCGAAAACAAAAUAGGUGACACACCUAAGCUGACUGUGGAUGAAAUUAAGAAGUUUGCAGAAGCAGUGAAUCUUCUAAAAUCCUCAGUUAUUAAAGCAUCUGGUUCCAUGUUAACUAAUAUGACAAAAAUUGUUAAAGAGUUGAAAGAUGCUAACCUCACAGUAUUUGUGCAUACUCUUAGAAAUGAGUUCAUAUCUCUGGCUUUUGAUUACUGGUCAGACCCUAAUGUGGAGAUUGCUACUUACAUCCAUUCUGCCAAGGUUGAUGGAAUAGUGACUGAUUUUCCAGCCACUGCUAGUAGAUAUUUCAGAAGCCAAUGUAGAGAUCCCAAAAGUGUACCUGCAAUCUUACCAGCUAAGCCAGGUGAAUUACAAAGUACAGUUCCGCUCGAAUUACUGCCACCAGCAGAAGCACCACUUCCACCUCUUGAGGCUGGAAACGUUGUUGAUCCACCUCUUCCUGCAGUGGCUGAUGUGAAUAGAACUAGUCCUGCUGCUACACCUGCACCACCCUCUCCUCCUUCAAGUGCUUGGACAAAUGCUGCUAAUUCUGGUCUCUCCUUUGUGGCAAUCGUUGUGUUUGCUACAUUUUGUGCUGGUCAUUGAUGCAAUUCAUAUCUUAUGCGAUAUGUGAAAAUAUCUGUUUGUAUUAUAGAGUUCAUUUUACAUUAACUAGUUCACAAGAGUGUUUUGUUAUUUUGUAUUGAGUAGAAUGUGAAUUAAUUCUACAGAGACUAGGGUGUCACCAAAU